This is a messenger RNA of Centropristis striata (black sea bass), 1227 nucleotides long. RefSeq names its product calcium modulating ligand (gene camlg). Gene Ontology annotation, cellular component: GET complex. Bases 171 to 1058 code for a protein of 295 amino acids. The record is from RefSeq and is a predicted model, not a curated record. The transcript is spliced from 4 exons. Gene Ontology annotation, biological process: tail-anchored membrane protein insertion into ER membrane. Lineage: Eukaryota; Metazoa; Chordata; Actinopteri; Perciformes; Serranidae.
GGAGGUGAGGUCAUCAUUGCGCGUCGUCUCUAUUCAGACAACGCUCGGUCUCAUUCCGUUAUGUUUACCGUUUAAUUCAGUGAUCUGGGCAGUUUGUGUUGCUGUUUAAUCGCUAUUUUCUCUUAUGUGUCGUGAAUACACUUUGUAGUCGACGCGAAGUUGUUUGCAACAUGGAGUCCGGAGAGGCCAACGAGGGGGAGAAAGGAGGCUCUCUGUCGGCGGCGCAGAGGAGGGCAGAGAUCCGGAGGAGAAAACUGCUCAUGAAUUCUGAGGACAGGAUGAACAGAAUCGUAGGAUUUACUAAAAACGAGUCUGAAAACAACGCUGGAGCCCUCCGGCGUCCCACAGAACCCCGUUUCCACCUCGAUCUGGACAGGACAGAGCCGUGGUCUUCAUCCUCAUCUUCUCCGAGACCAUCUUCUUUCUUGCCAGAUGUGUCGGGGCGUGGCAGCCGCUCCCACGGUGCCACCCCAGAGAGGAGGGGCUCCCCCCUGCCAGACAGCAGCGAGCCACUGGGAGGCUCUCUCGGCAGCUCUCUGGAAGAUGAAAUCAGUGGGAUCCGACAGAGGCCGAGGGGGGAACGGGCAUCAGACGACAUCAGCGGCUCCCCACGCCGAGGCCUCCAGAAGUACCUGUCCCGUUUUGACGAUGCCAUGAAACUGCGAGGUCAGCUGGCCAAUGAGAAGCCGGCCCAGGAUGGCGGGGCUGACGCAGAGGAGUUUGAUCCCUUCAGAAUCUUCCGGCUCAUUGGCAGCAUCCUCCUCGCUGUUUUUGUCAGAGUUUUUGUCUGCAAGUUUUUGUCAAUAUUUGCUCCAUUUCUGACCCUGGAACUGGCCUACAUGGGGUUGUCCAAAUACUUUCCAAAGGUAGAGAAGAAGGCCCAGACCACUGUGCUGACCGCUGCCCUGUUGCUUUCCGGCAUCCCUGCUGAGGUCAUCAACCGCUCCAUGGACACCUACAGGAGGAUGGGUGACGUCUUUGCGGACCUCUGCGUUUACUUCUUCACCUUCAUCCUCUCGCAUGAGAUCCUGCUGCUCUUUGGAUCAGAGACUCCCUGAAGGAGCAGGAGGAUCUCAGUAACCCCGCCCUCCCUCUUGUCGUCCCCUCCAUCUAUCUCCCAUAGCAACGAGGCAUGGUCAUGAAAAUCGGCUGAUGUGGCUUUGUUUUUGACAGUCUGGAAACGAGUCCUCGCUGCCUUAUGAUCAGGGUCGCACUACAUAUGACCAG